Miscanthus lutarioriparius is the source of this 993-nucleotide messenger RNA. NCBI's taxonomy places the organism in Eukaryota, Viridiplantae, Streptophyta, Magnoliopsida, Poales, Poaceae. The record is from the annotation of a GenBank genome assembly.
AUGCCCCUGUGGCAGCUGCUUCUCCAUGCACGGCAGCGGUGCUUGCCUCGGACACCUCAGCUCUCCGGACUCCUCUUUCUUUGCCGCGAACUCUCCAUCCUCCCUUCCAAAGCCUUGGCUGCACCACCGCAGCGCCAGUCUCCAUAUGUUCAAGUCCGACUGCCCCAAAGCUCACCUCAGUCCAGUUCUGACCUUCUUGGGUCCGGCUUCCACAUUGAUGUGGUUGACUCCGACCUCUGGGCCCCGUCCUUCGGCUUCUCUUCAGAGGCCACAAGGGGCAAUGAGUACCUGGAUGACCUCCACCGGAAUGACGACAGUGAAGUGCAAGACUUUAAUGAUGAGAUCGAUGACAUGCGGCACCGCAAGAAGUUGUUCUACAAGCUGGACCGACAAUCCAAGGAGUACGAGGAGAACAGCCUGCCCUUGCGCCGAAGCAAGAAUAGGGACAAAAGCAAUGCCAAGAACCCAAAGGAAUGCAAGGUGGAGCCUGCCAAGUCUGUUUCUUCCAAUGCUCCAAAGCCAACAAAGCGUGCAAUUAGAGAUGAUGACAUGGUUGAGGUGAAGCGGGAACGGAUGCCAACGUUCAACCAGAUGACUGAUCCUUACCACCACCCUUUCUGCCUCGAUAUACAUGUUACAAAGGGGUCAGUGCGUGCUUGCUUUGUGCACCGAGUGACGAGCAGGGUGGUUGCGGUUGCACACUCUAUAUCAAAGGAUAUGAAGUUUGAUCUUGGUUCAAAGAAGGGUAAGGGUAUGAAGGCAUGUGCGGCAGUUGGUGCAUUGCUUGCAAAGCGUGCGUUAGAGGAUGAUAUUCACAACGCACUGUAUACACCAAGGAAAGGGGAUAGGAUUGAAGGAAAAAUUAAGGUUGUGUUGCAUGCAAUUAUUGAGAAUGGAGUUGAUGUGAAGGUGAAACUGAAGCAAAGAAAGCCGAUAAAGGCACUACAUAUCAAGUAUGGCAUAUUCAGUACUUCUACUUCAUCAAAGUAUUAA